Molecule: messenger RNA, 2086 nt
Organism: Annulohypoxylon maeteangense
Lineage: Eukaryota; Fungi; Ascomycota; Sordariomycetes; Xylariales; Hypoxylaceae
Exons: 4
Coding region: 284-1864 (526 amino acids)
Biological process (GO): microtubule anchoring at mitotic spindle pole body; protein localization to mitotic spindle pole body; mitotic sister chromatid segregation
Cellular component (GO): MWP complex; mitotic spindle; microtubule organizing center
Molecular function (GO): protein binding
Source: RefSeq, a predicted model, not a curated record
AGUCGUUGCGGUGUUCCACUGGGUCGGAACCCUGAAAGAUUGGAAGAUUGAAAGAUUGACUUUGUACAUCUGAAAGUCAACAAAAACAAUACCUAUUAGGUAGCUCAAGACCUGUAUCGUUUUAUGAUUGAUCAUCGGUUGCGACGGUUAAUUCUGCCGUAUUGAGGCGGUUAUGACCUAAAAGUCUUACGAUAGCAUUCUCACCGGUCUCACCUCACGGCUUCAAAAUACCUAAUUAUUCAUGAUACUCAGUACCGGAUUAUUCCGGCAAAUUUAAUAUAUCAUGCGCUUCUCGAAGGCCCUUCAGUCAUCGCCUCACUCUUGCCCAAGCCCAGAUGGUGAACUAAUUGCAACCCUCCUACCAUCAAGUAUCGUCAUACGGACUAUUAUAUCUCUGGACGUACUCCGAACUAUAAAACUUCCACAGGAUCUCACGACCGGUGUGACGACCAGCUUUCUCUGGUCACCUUCCUCUACGAGGAUCUUAGUCGCUAUCACGGAUCAGAUACAUGUCUUCUCGGCCAGAAGCGGCGAUUUCCAUGGUGUUAUUAGGAUUCCGCCGUCGAUCGGUAGGUCAACCUUCAUCGAUUUUGGAGCUACCGACCAUGAGGUGUGCAUUUGGUCGCCAUUCGGUAUCAAAUUAACACUCAUCAAUCUUACGAGCUCAAAGGCUGUAGAAAUCACAAACCCCAAAUUCUACAGCGCUGCCACUGCAACUAAAGGGAUUUCCUUCCGCCCAAAGACAAAACACCUUGCCCUGCUCACGAGAACUUCUGGGAAGGAUAUGAUCAGCAUCCAUUCCCCGGGGACGAGAGAGCUUCAACGGUCCUGGUACCCGGACACUAUUGAUGCUCAAGGACUGGUCUGGACCGCGGAUGGGAGAUGGUUGGUAGUGUGUGAAUCAUCAGCUCAAUCCCCCAGGGUCCUUUUCUAUACUUCUGACGGUCAUAUUUUCAAGGAUUGGAACGGUCCCCUCUUACAUGCACCUCAGGACAUGGGUCUGCUUAGUACUGGCGUGAAAGCGUUCACGCUCAGCCCUGACUGUAGACUCGCAGCAGUUGCAAACAGUUCUCCCUGCAUAUGCAUCCUAAAUACGCCAUCCAUGGUAGAAGCAAUGCGGCUCCAUCACCCACAAGUUAUCCAGCCCAAGGAUACAUUGCAAAUCUGGCAAGAACAAAACACUCUUCCAAAUACUGGAUCAAUUUCCUCGCCAGGGUUCAUCAAAGCCACGCAGGCGGUGACGCCACAGUGGACUACGCCGAAUAACCUUCAGGAACCUACAUCUGGUUGUAAUCUUGUCAAAUUCGACUGUUCUUCGUCUCUUUUAGCCACGAGGCUAGAAGACGCCCCAGGUACGAUCUGGAUCUGGGAUCUCCCUAGUUCCGAUCUUCGGGCUGUGCUCAUGUACCACGCCAAUGUAACAAAGCUAGAAUGGCACCCAGUCCAUCCAGAACUUCUCCUUAUGAGGUGUGAUGGGGACAGGUAUGGAAGUCUCGUGUUUGCCUGGGACCCUCUGAGCCAGGGCCCACGGUCUAUCGACAUGGCACGCCAAUUUCCAGAAGCCUUAAGUAGUAAGACUUACGCCGCAUGGAUACGGACGAGGGCAGAGUCUGCAGCACUAUUCUUCACUGACCACGCAACCUGCAUGGUUAUUUCACUUGCAGAUUCUGAUGGAGAAGCACUCCCCUGGCACGAGGACGAUUCUGCGCCUGGUAGCCCCAUCAGUCAUGGGAGCGAUAUAAAUAUGCAGUCAUCACCAAAACUCGCAUAUGAAUUAGAGGAUGCAGAGGACAGUAUCGAUAUUGACCCAGAUGACGACUAUGCGAGUGAGCUGGAUGACACAUUUCAGUUCAUCAGCCGCUAAGCCGGGGACCUGCGCAAGGGUUCUGUCACAUAUCAAGUUGAUGGGGUAUGAAAUUUAGGCACCCAGUACCGUGGAAUAAUAGCCAUUAGCUUAAUCCCGGAAGACAAAGUCAACUGUCCCGAAUGCAAGAAUGGCCUUUUAGUGACUUCAGAGUCGCAGGGUAUGUUCGGAUCUCAUACUGUUGUUAGUGAACCGAUGAGCUCGAUCUACAACGUACGUUUU